AUGCCUCUCUUCAACGUCACACUCAAAGAGAACGCCUCUCCAGAAGAGCUCAAGAAGGCGAAGGACAAAGCGACGGCCGAUGGCGGGGAGAUCAAGCACGAGUUCACCCUGAUCAAAGGUUUCACUGUUGAAUUCCCCGAAGACAAGGUCGGCGUCCUCCAGACCAACGACCACAUCCACGUCGAGCAGGACUCAGAGGUCAAGACACAAUAG
This is a messenger RNA of Cladophialophora yegresii CBS 114405, 213 nucleotides long. RefSeq lists its product as uncharacterized. The transcript is spliced from 3 exons. The record is from RefSeq and is a predicted model, not a curated record. Gene Ontology annotation, molecular function: endopeptidase inhibitor activity. NCBI's taxonomy places the organism in Eukaryota, Fungi, Ascomycota, Eurotiomycetes, Chaetothyriales, Herpotrichiellaceae. The coding region runs from base 1 to 213 and encodes 70 amino acids. Gene Ontology annotation, biological process: vacuole fusion, non-autophagic.